Arabidopsis lyrata subsp. lyrata is the source of this 1168-nucleotide messenger RNA. Its product is annotated as auxin-responsive protein IAA4. Gene Ontology annotation, cellular component: nucleus. Gene Ontology annotation, biological process: regulation of DNA-templated transcription. Bases 223 to 780 code for a protein of 185 amino acids. The record is from RefSeq and is a predicted model, not a curated record. Lineage: Eukaryota; Viridiplantae; Streptophyta; Magnoliopsida; Brassicales; Brassicaceae. Gene Ontology annotation, molecular function: protein binding. The transcript is spliced from 3 exons.
AAAGUUGCUGCUACUGUUUACUACCCGACAGCUUUAGCUUUUGCCUUUGUCCUUAAAUCAAGUUAAUCCCAUUUUUUCUAAAUUACCAAAAAAGUGACUUUUCAAUUCCUAUAAAACACUCUUCUUCACAAAGCCUCUUAUCUCAUCAACAAGUCUUUCUCUCUCUAGACAACCAUAAGAACACAAAACACACAAAAACAAAGUUUCUUUCUUUGAAGAGAAAUGGAAAAAGUUGAUGUUUAUGAUGAGCUUGUUAACCUUAAGGCAACAGAGCUGAGAUUGGGAUUACCAGGGACAGAAGAAACUGUUUCUUGCGGAAAAAGCAACAAAAGAGCUUUACUUGAUGAUACUGAGAAAGAGAUUGAAUCCACUGGAAAAAACGAAACCGCUUCUCCUCCAAAGGCUCAGAUUGUUGGAUGGCCACCAGUUAGAUCUUACAGAAAGAACAAUAUUCAGACAAAGAAGAAUGAAUCUGAAGGUCAAGGAAACUAUGUGAAAGUGAGUAUGGAUGGUGCUCCAUAUCUAAGGAAGAUAGAUCUAACUAUGUAUAAACAAUACCCAGAGUUGAUGAAAUCACUUGAAAACAUGUUUAAAUUCUCUGUGGGAGAAUAUUUUGAGAGAGAAGGAUAUAAAGGCUCAGACUUUGUUCCUACUUAUGAAGAUAAAGAUGGUGAUUGGAUGCUUGUUGGUGAUGUUCCUUGGGAGAUGUUUGUCUCGUCUUGUAAGAGGUUAAGGAUCAUGAAAGGAUCAGAAGUUAAAGGGUUAGGUUCUGGUGUUUGAUACACCUAAUUGAGAGACAAAAUAUCAAAGAGAAAGAUUCAAAAACAGAGUUUUUUUGUUCUGUUUCUUGAAACAGAGUAAAUAUAGCUCUGAAACUGCUCGGGUUCUCGGGGAGAGAUGAUGUUUCAUACAAUCAUAGUUUGUGAAUUUUUACCUCAUAGGUAAAAAACAUUCACUUCUUGUGGUGUUCUUGAUUCUCUGAUGGUAACAAAAUGUAACAGAGAGAUGCUUAAAAUGGUCUUAAGCAUAUAAGUGUGAGAAAGAUCUAAAUCUAAACUUUAGCUAUAACUCUGUCUCCUUAAAGGAAAAGGUUUUGUGGUGUUAGAAAGAUCAUUAUGUUUGUGUUUUUUGUAAAGUUCUAAUCGAAAAAAUUAUGUAAUUACCCAUG